Molecule: messenger RNA, 528 nt
Organism: Rotaria socialis
Lineage: Eukaryota; Metazoa; Rotifera; Eurotatoria; Philodinida; Philodinidae
Source: the annotation of a GenBank genome assembly
AUGGCUCAACCUGAACCAAACGAUACUUUUCUUCAGCAGGUGUUUCAUAGGGUAGAUACCGAUCGAUCAGGUUCUAUAUCAGCAAAUGAACUUCAAGCAGCAUUGUCUAAUGGUACAUGGAGUCCUUUCAAUCCUGAAACCGUAAGAAUGAUGAUAGGAAUGUUUGAUCGAGAUGGAUCAUCGACUAUUGAUUUGGAUGAAUUUCGUCAUCUUUGGAAAUAUGUAUCAGAUUGGGAGAAAUGUUUUAGAAAAUAUGAUUUGGAUGGUAAUGGUUCUAUUGAUAAACAUGAACUCAAGACUGCAUUGAGCUCAUUCGGUUUUCGUCUAUCCGAUCAAUUUUAUGAUUUACUAAUAAGAAAAUUUGAUCGAACUGGUCGUGGUACAGUUGCUUUUGAUGAUUUUAUUCAAGCAUGCGUUUCUAUUCAAACAUUAACCAACGCCUUUCGUCACCAUGACCAUUAUCAAACUGGCCAAAUAACCAUUGGUUAUGAAGAUUUUUUAACGCUUGUUUUUUCACUUAAAAUGUAA